GAGGGGGCGGAGGUACGCGACCGCCGACCAGUUGCCUGACUCCAAAGCGUCGCUCGCGCCGCCGCCUCCUGUUUUGCCGUCGUUCAGGUUACCGCCCGCCGGCCUCUGCCGUCGCGCCGUCCCCCGACCGCCGUCCCCCGACCCUCCCCAUACAGGCAUCCGCUCCCCUGUUCCCGGCCCCCGUCUGCCCGCCCUCCCGUCCUGUGCGCCAGUGCUGCGGUAUUGCCGGCCUACCGCCGCGCUCGACGCCGCGCGGCGUCCCCUGCUUGGCUAGCUGACUUUGGUGUUUUGUGUGUUUUAUGAGUGGUGGUACAUGGCGACCAAAUCGACAAAAGUAACUUGGGGUUUGUGGCACAAUUGGCGCAUAACAUCUUAAUAGCGUGACGAGUAAUAUUUUCUUUUACAACAAUACACAUUUCGCCCAUCUUCUCCCCCUCCCACUUCGCCAUGGACAGCGCCGCCCCAAACUCUUCCUCCUCCUCCUCCGCCGCCGUCGUAGCGGCUGCGGCUGCUUCCGGUAACGGUGUACAAGGGGGCGACCGUCCCGAGGACCCUUCAAAGCAGAACCUGGCGCAGGUCACGGCCUCGAUCCAGAGGACCCUGGGCCUGCUCCACCAGCUCAACCUCAACGUCUCCUCCUUCAGCUCCGCGUCCCAGCUCCCCCUCCUCCAGCGCCUGAACGCGCUCGUGGCGGAGCUUGACACGAUGCAGAAGCUCGCGGACGGGUGCAACAUCCAGGUGCCCAUGGAGGUCGUCAAUUUGAUCGAUGACGGGAAGAACCCCGAUGAGUUCACCAGGGACGUGCUCAACAGUUGCAUCGCCAAGAACCAGAUCACCAAGGGAAAGACCGAUGCUUUCAAGAGUCUGAGGAAGCAUCUUCUAGAGGAGCUUGAAGAGGCUUUUCCUGAAGACAUCGAAGCAUACAGGCAGAUACGUGCUACUUCUGCCGCUGAAUCAAAGCGGUUGGCUCAGUCGCAAAGUGUUUUGCCUAAUGGAGAUUCCAAAGUAAAAGCUGAGCACUAACUGACAUAAGGACCCAAGCCGUGAAGAGCAAGAAGCUCUGCAUCUCUCCUAUGCUUACAGUUUGAGGAAGGCCUUGGGAACAAACAACUGCUACAUAUUAUCGACAUAUCCUUGUAUGCGCUGGCCUUUUAUAGGAGUGAUCAAUAGUAUACAUCUGUAUUAUAUAAUAUAUUCAACUUCCCAGUUGUUGUAGUCAAUUGCCUCGUGAUGUACCACCUACUCGGCUAGAUUUGUUGUGUUUCUGGCUGUCUAUGCAGCCAUCAUCAGCCAAUAUUGGUAAUUAGGGUACCUCUUUAUAAAUGGGUUAUGGCGCUACUUGCAAUCAACUAGUAGUACGUUAAUCUGCUGAUGAGCUCAUCAUCGUGUAUUGGCUCGGUAAUCAUUGCUCAUCAUGGGCCUACUGGCAA
Messenger RNA from Hordeum vulgare subsp. vulgare (domesticated barley), 1430 nucleotides. RefSeq names its product mediator of RNA polymerase II transcription subunit 10b-like. Gene Ontology annotation, biological process: positive regulation of transcription by RNA polymerase II. The transcript is spliced from 7 exons. Gene Ontology annotation, cellular component: chromatin; mediator complex. Bases 448 to 1023 code for a protein of 191 amino acids. Gene Ontology annotation, molecular function: transcription coregulator activity. The record is from RefSeq and is a predicted model, not a curated record. Lineage: Eukaryota; Viridiplantae; Streptophyta; Magnoliopsida; Poales; Poaceae.